UCCACGUUUCUGCCUUAGUUUCGUGUCGAGGAUCACGCGGGGAUCACGCUCGACGAGAGCGUCGUUGAUGGCGAGAUCCGAAAGUCACGGAUAGUUGUUCGCGAGUGUGAACGCGAGAUUCGCGCGAUUCUGAGGGGUCCGUCGAGCCUUUGAGGGAUUAUCGAGAGGAAUCCGAAGAAUCCGACCAACGCCAGCGGCGAAUCUCAAUCGGAAUUCAUUUCCGCGCGGAUGUCGGCUGCGCUCUCCGAUCUGGCUUCGAGCACGCACCGCCGCGCCGUCUCGAAACAGUCGUCGUUUGUGCGUUGUUGAUGUUGAAUUUCUCGCAGUUCCGGAGUCACCAGUAACUCACUUUUGUCUCUCUUCCUUUCUUCUCGCGUUUUCUGGCAAUUGGAUUCCAGUAUUUGUGGAAUAUAUCUUACGGUCAAGUUUAAAUUCGAUAUUCACGCACAUAGUUAAUAAUAACCUGUGCGUUUCAACGUUUCCAACUGUACAAACCGACAGGGUUAUCAACCCUUCCUGCUUUCCCGACAAAAUCGAUAUUUGCCGAUUUUGCCGUUGAAAGUUAUUUCUCACUCGACUUGUGAUAUAAUUGUGUGUCAAGACCUCCUCGCGCACGAGAAACACGCGCGCGUGAGAUUCCCGCGGCGUCAUUCUCUAUUCUCAUUUCGCCGAUGUUUCCUCUAUGAGUGGAUGUUGGAUUGUUGGAUGAUGACUUUUGCAUCAGGAAUAACUGACAGCCUCGAAAAUCGUCGAACUUUGGUGACCUCGAAGCCGUUGCUCCUCGCUUUUACAGAUCGACCACCAUUUCGAUAAAUAACACAGCGUGCUGUGCUUACGCGAAAGAAAUCCCCGAGGUGCAAUUCUGUUCUUUCCGUAUCCAGUUCGUGGAGUAAUUUGUAGCUGCGUUCCGAUAUAAUGAAUUUGCCGAUAAAGCGAAGCGAACGGACGAGCGUCAAUGAUAACGUGCAUUAUCGUGCACGGCACGACAAAGCGGAGCUCGGUGGUGCCGAUUCAAUAUCGAUUGACGCCGACGGCUACUGGCAAAGUGGAUAAACACCGGCGAAAACGUAUCGUAUUAAGUCGAAUCGUCCGUGAAAACGAAGGCGAGCGAUUCGAGUGAAUACGAGAAAACAGACUGCUCGAUCAGCGAUAGUAUCGAUCCUGUCUCGCGGCGACGAGAGAUCGCAUACUGUUGCAAUUUAUCUGCAAAUCGCUUUAUUCAGAGAUGCGCGGAAACAUUGGUGAUAUUGGCUUCAUUGUAACAUUACUUUGCUGCUUUGCCUUUGUUAACGAUCGCGUUAAUGACUUUAUGAUUUCGUGUAACAUGUUUUCUACGUGGCGCGAUUGAUAGGAUUCGGAAAUUUUAUGUUUAAGAGACCCGUGAAAUAUUACAAAAACACGUGAGAUAAAAGUCAAAUAUCUUUGUAUAUAGUUUUUUUUUUAUUUAAUCGUUUGUGAUAUAUUGUUGCGUGACGUAACGAUCCGAUACCACAGUCGUGGCACGUACGCAGGUUUUUCAUUUACGGCAUAGCUAUUCAAUAUUACGUUGUGACUGAUAUGAAUUCACCGAUAGAUGGACAAAUUAUUCAAGUUCUCCAAUUUGAUGGUGAACCUUUUCAUACAUCGUAAAGUCGCGAUGGACAUUAACUUGCCACAUACUGGCUCGCUACUCGCGAUAAAUCUCACAGAUUUCACUUAUCUGAAUCUAUUGAUAUUUAAUACGUACGAUUCCUGUCUCGCGAAUAUUCGUAUCUAUACAGAUGUGGUUUCCAAAAAAAAAUAAUCGCUUUUAUAAAUCCUCAGUUUUUGGGAGCGCUCUCGCGGUCGUACAGACGAAUGCUCGGAUCUAUAUAUUUUUAGUGGUUUUUAUCAAUUUUAUGUUUCAUACACAUUCCCACGUCCACAUAUUUUCGUGGAACCACAAAUCCUUCGUUCUCCAAAUCCCGAAAUAAAUCAAUUAAUCCCUGCAAUUUCGCUUCACAAAGUUUAUCGCAUAAAGAGAUUUUCGAUCGAAAUAUUGAAUUCGACAGUUCCACGUCAAAACAAGUUAAUUGGACAGAAUUAUGGCGCAGGAAAUCUAAUUAUCAGCAAUCGAAGCUAACUGACGAGGCUGAAGCGCGGUAUAUCGCGCUCGUUGCGUAGAUGAGAGAAUGUAAUAAGAGGACAGCCGCGAUUUCUGUGAAGGAGAAAAGUAGAGAAUGCCGCGUACGCGAACGGAGUUGUUCGACCCGAUGGAAGUGGAGAAACCGUCGAGAUGCAUCAGAUUCCUCCGGCUGCUGUGGAAAUUCAGCAGAUGCGUAUUCUCCCACGUGACGCUCAUCUCCUUGGUUGUUGCUUAUUGUGUAAUCGGCGGGUACGCCUUCGAAUUACUCGAGGCGAAGCACGAGAUACAGGUGAAGUUGAGCAUCAAGGAUAUACGGGGUAACGUCUCGGAGAAACUAUGGGAAAUCACGAAGGAUUUCGACGUGUUGAUUCGCGAAAACUGGACGGACCGAGCGUUGAGCCAGUUGAAGCAGUUCGAGGAGGAACUCUUGAAGAAAAUGACGAAGGAAGGAUGGGACGGCAGCGAGGAGGUGAAUAAUAUUCAAUGGACGUUCGCUGGCGCUCUAUUCUACUCUAUCAUCGUCAUCACGACGAUCGGUUACGGCCACAUCGCGCCGAAAACGAAGAACGGCAAAGUGGUGACUAUAUUUUACGCUAUCUUAGGCAUUCCGCUCAUGUUGCUCUGCCUGUCGAAUAUCGGAGACGUGAUGGCGUCGAGUUUUAGGUUUCUGUAUUGGAAAGUGUGCUGCUACAUAUGUACAAAACCGCCGAAAAAACGACGAAGCCGUAAUACCUUCGUCAGAUCCUACUCCGUUCGUCAACCAGGGCGAUAUGGCUCGAGCAAAGGCGCGUUCCGCCGAUCCAUCAGAGUGAGUCAACGAUCAGCGGACUCGGCCUUGGGGCUUUCCGAGAGUAUGACCAAGUCCUCGUACUCCGACACCGAUUGCAGGUACAUGCCUCGACGGUUCGAAGGAAGUGAGUUGAGGGCACCGGGUGCUGACGCGCUUCCUACGAAUCACCCAACGGAAGAAAGAGCGGCCACUAUGCCGCGUUAUUCGACGGACGUUCCGCUGGCCACCCCGAGGAGCGUAAGAGCCAGUCCCAGGAUGACGACGCAGUCGUUGGACAGAAAAUUGCUGAUGGGCCCGAGCGAGACGGACCGCUCGCAGGUCCUCUGCAACAGAUACGCGCUGGACGACCUGGAGGACGAGAUGCUGAGGUGGCAGCAGCCGCAGCCGCCGCCGCCGCCUCGAAAUAGAGUCGGGAACUCGGAGAAGCCGCAAAGCAACGGAACGACUGACGAGCCGGAUAACGCCGAAAAGCAAACUUCCCUCAGUCCUAGACCCUUGCCGAGGAGAUGCCUCUCCGUGGAAGGAACCACGACGAACAGUCAGAGAACGGGCUUGGCAUCAGGGCUGCGACCUGCUCCGGUUUAUUUAGAAAUGGAGCAUAUGGGAAGGUCGCAAUCCACCAAAUCUAGACGCACGAGGAGCAAUUACUCCGUCGCGCGUUCUUAUAAGCGCGGGCCAUCGCCGAGGAUUAUGUCACCGAUGGGAUUCGCCGUGCUUCGGCAAGUUUACGCGGACGAUAUCGAUUUCGAUAACGAGUACUACGCUGCCGCGGAUGAUCAGGAGAAACAGCCCACCAAGCCCGUUCCCAUCUGGCUGUGCGUCUUCCUGGUCGUCAGCUACAUAUUCGGCGGUGCCUACCUCUUCAGCGAAUGGGAGAAGUGGCCGUUCCUCGACUCUGCUUACUUCUGCUUCAUCACGCUGACCACCAUCGGUUUCGGCGACUUUGUGCCGGCGUACAAGCUGGACGCGCACAAGGGCAUCGCCCUUUGUUCCCUCUACCUGCUAUUUGGAAUUGCUUUGCUGGCAAUGAGCUUUAAUCUGGUGCAAGAGGAGGUCAUCAACAACGUGAAGAGCGUCGCGAAGAGGCUGGGUAUCAUCAAAGAGACCGACGACGAGGAGGAAGCCGAGGACUACGACGAAUACGACGCCGAGUAUGAGGAGGAGGUCUAUGAAAACGAGCCCGAGCUCUGAUCCCGCGCUUUUCAGCCGCGACAUUCGACGAGAUCGGCGGGACGACACGCCGCGUCAUCCAUCGUUGUCGCGCGUGAUCUCGCGCGGGAAUUCUUCGUUCACGUCUCAUCCACGUUCACGUAUAAGUCAGUCUCGCGAUGCGGCUGUAAGCAGACCUAAGCUCGCGCAAAUCGAAUUCCCGAUCGAGCGAUACGUUUCGGGCGCCCCCCUCCCGUUUGUUUCUUCGUCGCGCGAGCUGCUACGCGACGACAAAUCGGAAUGCACGAACGAGCGAACGUGCGAAACAGAUAAUUUCAAUCUUAAUUUUACCGUAUUAUCGCGUGGCCGGCAACGUGAAAGCGGGGAUGAGAGCGUUAGAUAAAUCCCGCCGAGAAAAUUAACAGUUAUCGUAUGCUUAUUAAGACGGAUAUUCGUUGAAUAAUCAUCGUAAGCUCGUUCGAAAACAACUGACGAUUUUAGCAUUUCAGCGGCUGCUAUGGUCCAAUUUUCAGCACGAAGAACUCGAGUCUUUUCAUCGAUCUUCGAGUAUAAUACAUUAUUUGAAUUCCUCACGCGAGGGGGGCGGGAGGGAAUAUGACUAGGAGAUUUUUUUCAUUUUUUACGUCACCGUAAAUCUCGUUCUUUGAUGAUAUCGAAAUGCAGGCUUACGUUUAAUUAAUAUACCGAUGAAACAAUGACGAAGCGAGAAAUGCAUUCAGCGUGCCCUACGGACUUACGGAAAAUACUGCUGCGUAAUAUUGCCGUACAAUAUCUGAUGUAUACAUACAUCUGAAAAUUAGAUUCUAUAAAAUGAAUGAGAGAAUAAUUGCAAAACGCAAUUAAAUUUGCAUACGCAUAGCGGUGACUUUAAUAUUUAGCCGACAUUUGCAUUUUGAAUAUCUCCUCUUCAGGUUUCGUCUAGCGUACUUGUUCGCGGCAAGUCUUACGUCUUAGUCAUUAGACACGGCAAGUACAUUAGAUAUAACUCUAUAUAUAUAUAUAUAUAUAUAAAGUGCAAUUAGGUUUGUAGGCGAUGGAACACUUGUUAUAUCAUUUACGAAAUAUGUCAUAUUUAUAUACAUAAAUCUUUCGUAAAACCGUAAUUCUCCGCAUGUGUAUGUGUGCUGUAUUCUCCUUAAAGAUAAAUAUUCAAUAGAUCAGGGGAGAUAGCGCUUGUCUUCACAUUCUUCUCUCUCAAAGAAGAAGAACGAAAGUUGAUAAUAAAAGCAAGAAGGAUAUAAUUAUUCUCUCCGCGAGCGGAAUAGGGUAUGCUGAGAAAAUCUGAAAGACAUGAGGGAUUUUCGAGAAAUAUCCUCGGUUUUACAGUAGUCCCUUAAAUUUCCUUGGACACACGUGCGCGCGCGCCACGCGAGAAUAUAAUU
This is a messenger RNA of Harpegnathos saltator (Jerdon's jumping ant), 5446 nucleotides long. RefSeq names its product potassium two pore domain channel subfamily K member galene (gene galene). Gene Ontology annotation, biological process: potassium ion transmembrane transport; stabilization of membrane potential. The record is from RefSeq and is a predicted model, not a curated record. Bases 2199 to 4085 code for a protein of 628 amino acids. Gene Ontology annotation, cellular component: plasma membrane. Gene Ontology annotation, molecular function: potassium ion leak channel activity; outward rectifier potassium channel activity. NCBI's taxonomy places the organism in Eukaryota, Metazoa, Arthropoda, Insecta, Hymenoptera, Formicidae. The transcript is spliced from 11 exons.